AUGGGGGCCUCCAAGGAGAAGGCCCAUGGGGGGGGGGCGGGGGAGACCUGCAGGGAUCCCUGCUGCUCGGAUGAGCGGAGCCGUCACGCACCCGAGAGACGCACAGAAUUCGUGGCCGGCUCCCCCGUCGAAAAGCGCUCGACGGCCCCACUUCUCUCAUCCGGCAGUAAAAAACCGCAAGAGGGGCUGAUUGCGCAGUACUUACAAUCAAUUCCAUCACUACCGUUGUUAGACCAGGAGCAUAAAGAACUACUGGACUCGCCGGUGAAUCUUCAAGAGGUGUCAGAUACGAUAAAGCAACUCAAGACCAACAAAGCCACAGGCCCUGAUGGGAUACCGUCAGAAUUUUAUAAAACAUUUAAUGAGAUCUUAGCGAAACACUUGGUGAAUGCAUGCAAUAACAUCCUACUGAAUGGAAGCAUGCCAAGUUCCUGGACGGACGGAACCAUCUCGAUGUGGGCACCAUCCGUGAAGAAAGAAACUACAUUCCCUGAGGUGGAAGAAGCUUUCUCGGAGCAAGAGCAGAGUUUGCAGGCCAUGGAGCGUGCCCAGGACGCCCUCUCCUGUGAAGAGGAACUCAAGGUGGCUCAAAAGAGAAAAGGUAGACAAACCUGGGCAGAGCUAUUCAGCCUGGUGACUAAAGGGCGCCUCCACCUUCUGGGGCAGCAGAGCUCUGAAAACCAGUUCCUGUACACGAUAAUUAAGGCAAGCAAAUCCAUUCAGUGUGGAAAGUACUUCACAAAUAGGUCAGAGCUCCUUGUGCACCAAAGUAUAUGUAGAGGCGAGAAACCUUUUGAAUGCUCAGAGUGUGGAAAGAGAUUCAGGCGGAGUGGCCAUCUUCAACUGCACCAAAGAACCCACACAGGGGAGAAACCUUUUGAAUGCUCAGAGUGUGGAAAGAGAUUCAGGCGGAGUGGCCAUCUUCAACUGCACCAAAGAACCCACACAGGGGAGAAACCUUUUGAAUGCUCAGAGUGUGGAAAGAGAUUCAGGCGGAGUGGCCAUCUUCAACUGCACCAAAGAACCCACACAGGGGAGAAACCUUUUGAAUGCUCAGAGUGUGGAAAGAGAUUCAGGCGGAGUGGCCAUCUUCAACUGCACCAAAGAACCCACACAGGGGAGAAACCUUUUGAAUGCUCAGAGUGUGGAAAGAGAUUCAGGCGGAGUGGCCAUCUUCAACUGCACCAAAGAACCCACACAGGGGAGAAACCUUUUGAAUGCUCAGAGUGUGGAAAGAGAUUCAGGCGGAGUGGCCAUCUUCAACUGCACCAAAGAACCCACACAGGGGAGAAACCUUUUGAAUGCUCAGAGUGUGGAAAGAGAUUCAGGCGGAGUGGCCAUCUUCAACUGCACCAAAGAACCCACACAGGGGAGAAACCUUUUGAAUGCUCAGAGUGUGGAAAGAGAUUCAGGCGGAGUGGCCAUCUUCAACUGCACCAAAGAACCCACACAGGGGAGAAACCUUUUGAAUGCUCAGAGUGUGGAAAGAGAUUCAGGCGGAGUGGCCAUCUUCAACUGCACCAAAGAACCCACACAGGGGAGAAACCUUUUGAAUGCUCAGAGUGUGGAAAGAGAUUCAGGCGGAGUGGCCAUCUUCAACUGCACCAAAGAACCCACACAGGGGAGAAACCUUUUGAAUGCUCAGAGUGUGGAAAGAGAUUCAGGCGGAGUGGCCAUCUUCAACUGCACCAAAGAACCCACACAGGGGAGAAACCUUUUGAAUGCUCAGAGUGUGGAAAGAGAUUCAGGCGGAGUGGCCAUCUUCAACUGCACCAAAGAACCCACACAGGGGAGAAACCUUUUGAAUGCUCAGAGUGUGGAAAGAGAUUCAGGCGGAGUGGCCAUCUUCAACUGCACCAAAGAACCCACACAGGGGAGAAACCUUUUGAAUGCUCAGAGUGUGGAAAGAGAUUCAGUAGGAGUGGCAUUCUUCAGAAGCACCAAAGAAGACACACAGGGGAGAAACCUUCUGAAUGCUCCGAGUGUGGAAAGAAUUUCAGUAAGAGUGGCGAUCUACAUCAGCAUCAAAGGACCCACACAGGAGAGAAACCAUUUGAAUGCUCAGAGUGUGGGAAGAGAUUCAGUAUGAGCGGCAGUCUUCAGAAGCACCGAAGAACCCACACAGGGGAGAAUCCUUUUGAAUGCUCAGUGUUAUGUACUGGGAUUGAAUCAUCCCAGACUGGCUGAUUUUGGAGCAAAAGAACAGUAGCGG
This is a messenger RNA of Gekko japonicus, 2212 nucleotides long. Its product is annotated as zinc finger protein 2 homolog. Gene Ontology annotation, molecular function: RNA polymerase II cis-regulatory region sequence-specific DNA binding; DNA-binding transcription factor activity, RNA polymerase II-specific. The transcript has 4 exons. NCBI's taxonomy places the organism in Eukaryota, Metazoa, Chordata, Lepidosauria, Squamata, Gekkonidae. Bases 1 to 2187 code for a protein of 728 amino acids. Gene Ontology annotation, biological process: regulation of transcription by RNA polymerase II. The record is from RefSeq and is a predicted model, not a curated record.